CCGAAAGGAAGAAAUACACGCACACAGAAACACCACUCCGCGUUCUAUCUAUCGGCCGGCGCGGCGAUGUCGUCGGGGAAGGGGAAGGCGAAGGUGCCGGUGGCGGGGCGGCGGAACGUGUUGGUGACGAGCGCGCUGCCGUACGUGAACAACGUGCCGCACCUGGGCAACAUCAUCGGCUGCGUGCUCAGCGCCGACGUCUUCGCGCGCUACUGCCGCCUGCGCGGCCACAACGUGCUCUACGUCUGCGGCACCGACGAGUACGGCACCGCCACCGAGAACAAGGCCCUCGAGGAGGGAUGCUCCCCUCUGGAGAUAUGCGACAAGUACCAUGCAAUCCACAAGGAAGUGUACGAGUGGUUCAACAUCAGCUUCGACCACUUUGGCCGGACGUCCACCCCCCAGCAGACAGAGAUAUGCCAAUCGAUUUUCAGCAAACUGCUGGACAACAACUGGCUCUCAGAGAACACAAUGCAGCAGCUCUACUGCGAAUCAUGUCAAAGGUUCUUGGCGGAUAGAUUCGUCGUGGGUUCAUGCCCCGUGGAGGGGUGCGGCAACGACACCGUGUUAGAAUUAAUGGGCUAGGCCCAUAGCAAUUUUUGAAAUCUCAAAGCCCAUGUGUAAAAUGGCAAGUGGUGGUGCUAAGUUUAAUCCCACCUUGAAAGUUGAAGAAGAGUUGGACCUCUUUAUAUAGUGGGUUCUCUCCACCACUCUAAGUGGUGUGUGAGAAGAGAAAGGGAAAACCACACGC
Molecule: messenger RNA, 751 nt
Organism: Triticum aestivum (bread wheat)
Lineage: Eukaryota; Viridiplantae; Streptophyta; Magnoliopsida; Poales; Poaceae
Product: methionine--tRNA ligase, cytoplasmic
Exons: 3
Coding region: 67-585 (172 amino acids)
Biological process (GO): methionyl-tRNA aminoacylation
Cellular component (GO): aminoacyl-tRNA synthetase multienzyme complex; cytosol
Molecular function (GO): ATP binding; methionine-tRNA ligase activity
Source: RefSeq, a predicted model, not a curated record